CUCAGCCAGCUCGCAUGCUCACAUCUCACAUCUAUCGAAGAGCCAGCUCGUAUUUAGUGCUCACGCGAACUUGCCCUCCACCAAAUCCUCUUCGUGGCACACCUUGUACCCCGCAUUUGUGUUGGCGUGCAGUCGCACAUCACUCAGCUGUAACAUCCGUAUUACCCCUACUCCACGCCUCAUUAGCCCCCUUUUGGAGCUCCAACAAGGCACGGGGUAACAACACGAUACAAAUACCUUACAACGACAGCGAUGAGCUUCCUAUGCGGAAUUGGCGGUCCAUCCGCUGGAUCCCGAAGGUAUCAACGGAAGAUCCUUAUCGUCGGUGAUGGAGCUUGUGGAAAGACAUCUCUUCUGAACGUUUUUACUCAAGGCUAUUUUCCACAAGCAUACGAGCCGACUGUGUUCGAGAGCGCCGUACACACACUUGAUCUCGGCAAUGGCCAGGUUUGCGAGCUGUCUCUGUGGGAUACUGCUGGGCAAGAGGACUUUGAUAAGCUACGCAGUCUGAGCUACAGCGACACCCACUGCGUCAUCAUUUGUUUCUCUGUCGACAGACGAAUAUCCUUAGAGAACGUCGAGAAUAAGUGGGUCCCAGAAUUGCAGGAGAAUUGCCCAGGGGUCAAGGUCGUGCUUGCCGCGCUUAAAUGUGAUCUACGCUCAGAAGGCGCAUUUCUGGAGAAGCUCGCGCAGCGAGGGGAGACACCCGUAGAUUACGAGGAUGGCCUGGCUGUGGCGAAACGAAUCAGGGCAGCUCGAUAUCUAGAAUGCUCAGCGAAGUGCAAUCGCGGCGUCGAAGAAUGUUUCGUCGAAUCAACCAAGGUUGCCAUUGAGGCAAGGGCAAGAAGGAAGGAGAAGGCGGCAGGCGAGAAUGGUAUAUCCUGCACCAUCACUUAGCAUCACACUCCUACAGCUCCGAAUGUUAACUUUAUUGCUUUGAAUGCAUUUAUUCCCG
Messenger RNA from Tilletiaria anomala UBC 951, 955 nucleotides. RefSeq lists its product as uncharacterized. Lineage: Eukaryota; Fungi; Basidiomycota; Exobasidiomycetes; Georgefischeriales; Tilletiariaceae. The transcript is spliced from 7 exons. Gene Ontology annotation, molecular function: GTPase activity; GTP binding. Gene Ontology annotation, biological process: small GTPase-mediated signal transduction. The record is from RefSeq and is a predicted model, not a curated record. The coding region runs from base 253 to 897 and encodes 214 amino acids.